AUGACCACGCGCGUCUACCUUCCUAGACAAGAAACACUUUAUCAAACCACUGGGAUAGAUAGUCUCGUGACAUCUGUUGCUGCGUAUGUUCAAGCAGCAGAUGGGGCACACACGCCGAACAAAGUGGCAUUGAUGUAUCGCGCAUUUUGUGAGGCACUCAUACAAGAGAAUCUCUUGAAAUUGCAUCAAAUUCCCGCCAUUAAUAUCCAAUACCAAGGUAUUUCUUACGAGAUUUGUGCCAGGUCUGUAGAACAAAAUGGGAAAUCCAGAAAACAAGAAGGACAAGAAAAAAGCGCAGGUGAACUUGUCAGACUGCAUUUGGAGAAGCUGUCAACUGCAGAAAUCGACUUUUCUCAGGCUCGCGAGAAGGUAAGACUUGCUUGCUUUCAUCUGGGUCAAGCAUAUGCUCGAUGGAUUUUCGAGCUUCUGCCAACUCUAGAUGCUCCAGUGACGUCGAAGACAUUUCAUCGUGAGGCAUAUCCCAUUGUCCAAGCGCACUUACUCAAGCUUUGCAAGCAGUCGAGUGAGUCAUCCAUACUAAAGCGGCUCGAAAGGGCAAGAAAAUUCUUUCAUAUGGGAUCCCUCAUUGGAGUGGAAACAUUAGCUGAAUGCGAGGACUUGACCGUCAAAAGAAUGGACAAAAUAUCUAUGGAAUCGCUUUCCCUAUUGGAGAAGCAUUGCAAAGAUGAACUUUCCAAGAUGAACAUCACUGGGUCCUGA
Molecule: messenger RNA, 720 nt
Organism: Meira miltonrushii
Lineage: Eukaryota; Fungi; Basidiomycota; Exobasidiomycetes; Exobasidiales; Brachybasidiaceae
Exons: 3
Coding region: 1-720 (239 amino acids)
Source: RefSeq, a predicted model, not a curated record